GGCGGGGAGCAGGCCGGGGGCUGCGGGGAGGGGACGCUUCCCGCGGGCGCGCGGAGUGAAGACGGUGACAGCCACGCGCGCACGUGCGUGCCCGGCUGCAGCGCGGCCCCGACACCUCCCUUGGCCGCUGAGAAGCGCGCGGGGUCUGGGCCGCCGGCGUCUAGGGGCCCCGUCCCCGGGCGUCACCAGCGUCCCCGGCCCGAGUCCCGGAGAGCCGGACCGUGCCCACCCCGUCGGUCCCCGAUCGCGAUCCCUCCCUGUGGCCGUCAGGGUCCGCCCCCCAACUCCCAUUUCGGUUCCCGGGGCAGGGUCCUCGCGGUCCAUGCUGGCCGCUGGGGGCCCGCGCCGCUCAGUCAGCUCCCGGGCCGGCCGGCCGGCCACCAUGGUGGCCCUGAGGCCUGUGAGGCUCCUCCAGGGAGGCUAAAAGGUCCAGAGCGCAGGCCUCGGGGCGCGAGGGUCCCGAACCUGAGCCCCGCGCCAUGGCCGGGGCCAUCGCUUCCCGAAUGAGCUUCAGCUCGCUCAAGAGGAAGCAGCCCAAGACGUUCACAGUGCGGAUCGUCACCAUGGACGCGGAGAUGGAGUUCAAUUGCGAGAUGAAGUGGAAGGGGAAGGACCUGUUUGACUUGGUGUGCCGGACCCUGGGGCUUCGGGAAACCUGGUUCUUUGGCCUGCAGUAUACAAUCAAGGACACCGUGGCCUGGCUCAAGAUGGACAAGAAGGUGCUGGAUCAUGACGUUUCAAAGGAAGAGCCAGUCACCUUUCACUUCCUGGCCAAAUUUUAUCCUGAGAAUGCCGAGGAGGAGCUGGUUCAGGAGAUCACGCAGCAUUUAUUCUUCUUGCAGGUAAAGAAGCAGAUUUUAGAUGAAAAGAUCUACUGCCCUCCCGAGGCUUCUGUGCUCCUGGCUUCUUACGCCGUCCAGGCCAAGUACGGUGACUACGACCCCUCUGUUCACAAGCGGGGAUUUUUGGCCCAAGAGGAAUUGCUUCCAAAAAGGGUAAUAAAUCUGUAUCAAAUGACUCCAGAAAUGUGGGAGGAAAGAAUCACAGCCUGGUACGCAGAGCACCGAGGCCGAGCCAGGGACGAAGCUGAAAUGGAAUAUUUGAAGAUAGCUCAGGACCUGGAGAUGUACGGUGUGAACUACUUUACAAUCCGGAAUAAAAAGGGCACAGAGCUGCUGCUCGGAGUGGAUGCUUUGGGGCUUCACAUUUAUGACCCUGAGAACAGAUUGACCCCCAAGAUCUCCUUCCCGUGGAACGAAAUCCGAAACAUCUCAUACAGCGACAAGGAGUUUACUAUUAAGCCAUUGGAUAAGAAAAUUGAUGUCUUCAAAUUUAACUCCUCAAAGCUUCGUGUUAAUAAGCUGAUUCUCCAGCUGUGUAUCGGGAACCACGACCUGUUCAUGAGGAGGAGGAAGGCUGAUUCUUUGGAAGUUCAGCAGAUGAAAGCUCAGGCCAGGGAGGAGAAGGCCAGAAAGCAGAUGGAGAGGCAGCGCCUCGCUCGAGAGAAGCAGAUGAGGGAGGAGGCUGAACGCACGAGGGACGAGCUGGAGAGGAGGCUGCUGCAGAUGAAGGAAGAGGCGACGAUGGCCAACGAAGCCCUGAUGCGGUCCGAGGAGACAGCCGACCUGUUGGCCGAAAAGGCCCAAAUCACUGAGGAGGAGGCGAAGCUCCUGGCACAGAAGGCGGCAGAGGCCGAACAGGAGAUGCAGCGCAUCAAGGCCACGGCCAUCCGGACGGAGGAAGAGAAGCGCCUUAUGGAGCAGAAGGUGCUGGAGGCCGAGGUGCUGGCGCUGAAGAUGGCUGAGGAGUCCGAGAGGAGGGCCAAGGAGGCAGAUCAGCUGAAGCAGGACCUGCAGGAAGCCCGCGAGGCAGAGCGAAGAGCCAAGCAGAAGCUCCUGGAAAUCACCACCAAGCCCACGUACCCGCCCAUGAACCCACUCCCAGCCCCGCUGCCUCCUGACAUACCAAGCUUCAACCUCAUUGGUGACAGCCUGUCUUUCGACUUCAAGGAUACUGACAUGAAGCGGCUUUCCAUGGAGAUAGAGAAAGAAAAGGUGGAGUAUAUGGAGAAGAGCAAGCACCUGCAGGAGCAGCUCAACGAACUCAAGACAGAGAUCGAGGCCUUGAAACUCAAAGAGAGGGAGACGGCCUUGGAUAUUCUGCACAAUGAGAACUCUGAUCAGGGCGGCACCAGCAGCAAACACAAUACCAUUAAAAAGCCUCAAGCCCAAGGCAGAAGACCUAUCUGCAUUUGAGCCCUCAAAAUUUCUUCAAGGAAAGACUGGUUCUCCUACCUCCCGCGAUCCAGGUGUACUCCUCCCCCUUGCUGUCUGUCCUCUCCUGCCUCACCUCGAGGCCGGUGUCUGACCCUGACUCAGCAGGACCCUCCGGGGCUGGUGACGCUUAAGAUAAUUACAAGGGUUUACCCACGGGUUACCAUGGGAAUGCUGAGAGGCAGUCCAGUUUGCUUCACCGGGGUUGCCGCUGCUCUGCCACUUACUAUCUCUAAAAUUCUUACCUUCUGUUAAGGGUCAGUGUCCUCACCUGUAAAAAGGGAAUAAAACAGUUCGUUCCCCCUCA
Messenger RNA from Balaenoptera musculus (blue whale), 2580 nucleotides. It is a transcript of the gene NF2, whose product is annotated as neurofibromin 2. The coding region runs from base 480 to 2255 and encodes 591 amino acids. Gene Ontology annotation, molecular function: cell adhesion molecule binding; actin binding. The record is from RefSeq and is a predicted model, not a curated record. Gene Ontology annotation, biological process: positive regulation of early endosome to late endosome transport; regulation of gliogenesis; positive regulation of protein localization to early endosome. NCBI's taxonomy places the organism in Eukaryota, Metazoa, Chordata, Mammalia, Artiodactyla, Balaenopteridae. The transcript has 17 exons. Gene Ontology annotation, cellular component: filopodium; apical part of cell; cytoskeleton.